Messenger RNA from Vitrella brassicaformis, 1526 nucleotides. The record is from the annotation of a GenBank genome assembly. NCBI's taxonomy places the organism in Eukaryota, Vitrellaceae.
GGGAGGUCAGAAGGGGAUAUGGAGGCCUCGGAGUGGAGCAGCCGGCUUAGCAGCUGACGAGAUCUCAAGUCCCUGAUGUUCAUCUCGCGCGUCGUCCUGUAUCCCAAGCCGGGCGGCCACGGUCGGCUGCUGUUCCCCAUCAGCGGGAUGAGUUGGGGUCCCAACAGCCCCGGCUACACCGACAGGGGCCUCUACGCACUCAAGCGCGAGCACCUGCUGACGCCCCGGUGGGGGAUGCGGCGAGAGGCCUACAACCCUCACUGGGACAUCGGGCCCUACCCGGAGCACGUCAGUGGCAACAAGGUGCCGCCUGAGGAGCGGGGCAAGGAGGUCCCCACCAGCCGGACCUGGGACACCGACGCCCCGGCUGCGUGGCGACGAAGCUGGUUCGACCUGCCCAACGUGACUCGCACGUCGCACAUCAAGAUGUACAGGCGCAACGAGGCGGCCUAUCUGAAGCCAGCCAUGGAGGCACAGGACCCACACGUACGGGUAAGUCAGUGCAUUCAUGAGCAAGAAAGACAGAGAAAGAGGGUGGGUGGGACUGACACGUGAACUUCGAUGCAUGUGUAUGUGUAUGUGUGUGUGUGUGGUCGUCUGUCUGCAGGAGUACAUCCUUAAUGUGCUGGAGCCGAGUGCCGGGCGGACGUACAGCGGCUUCGGCCGGGCCGAUGUGGGCGAUGCCACCCACCCACCGGAGACGUACCACCUCCCCAGACACAUCAUGGAGGUCAUGGAGGAGGUCGAGGGCGAGGCAAAGACCGGCGGGGCGGACAGGAGGGUCCUGCCAUACAUCAAGAAAGUCGCCCAGCCACGGACAAGGUCAGCGUGACAGCAAGGGAGGGAGGAAGGGAGGGAGGGAGUGUGCGUGUGAUGGUUCCCCUUUUGAGUGUAGGAUAGCUCGUCUGGCGAAGCUGGUGGUGGAGUCUGAGAUCUGGCGCACCAAGGCGUCGCGUCCCGUGGGCCACGACCGGCCGUUCCCCUAUGUGGACGAUCAGUUCUCGUUGGUGCGUGACCUGCCGCUGGCCGAGAUCCUCUACCACCGGAGCAACCACCGCGGGAAGCUGCGGCGGCACCCCAUCUGGCUGCACAGGCAGUGGAUCAAGAGGAACUGCCACAUUCCAUACCUAUAUAGGUGAGGAAGAGAUGGGAGGGAGGGAGGGAGGGAGGGAACACACCUGCAGGCAUCCCGGGCCCCGAUGUGCAUAUGUGUGCAUAUGUCGUUGCUUGCGUUGACAGGGCUCGUGUGUUGCGUGAGGAGGAGAAGCAGCGGUAUUUAGGCCUCAUCGAGGGGGGAGGGGAUGGGGCACACGCAGCUGACAAGACAGUGGUGGAGGCGCAGACCUGAAUGACACACAUCGUCCGUCCGACGGUGUAGAGGCUAGGCUCAUUUGUUUGUCUUGCCUUAGCUUGCACGACCGAUGAAGGAAUGGAUGUGUGUGCAUCUGUCUGUCUGUCUGUCUGUGUAAAGUAGUCAGAGACUUGCUUGCACACUAAGAAUGAAUGGACAAUUAACAUUCAUGCCA